AUGAGUCCCCGAGAGCUCUGCACCAGCUUUUGGGCUUGUGCGCAUUUGGCAGAUGUUGCACCAGAGGCGCUGAACCUCGCCAAGGUUGUUGGGAGAAAGAUCCCGGAUCAGGUUGCAUCACUAGAGCACCAAGGGCUUUCCCAGUGCUUCUGGGCCGCAGCACAUCUGCAAAGCACUUCCAAAAAAGCCUCGCCUUCUCUGCAGAAGGUGCUGAGGAAGGUGGCAGCCGCAGUAGCAACAGUUCUGCCUGAGAGAGCUGCGGAACUCAAGCCGCAAGACAUGCCUGAGCUACUUGAGGCUUUACCAGCUCUGGCAGACCGCCUGCCGGAGAAAGUGCAUGAGAUGAUGCCACAGCACCUCUCAAACUGCCUUUGGGCAACAGCUCAGCUGCGUGGCUCUGAGCGAGCCUUGAAGAAUGUGGAGCCCCUUGCGAAAGCGAUACGCUCGGAAGCGAAGAGGCUGAAACCACAAGAGCUGGCCACCUGUUUGUGUGCCUCGGCACACCUCAAGGAUGUCGCGCCGGAGGUUCUUCAACUUGUGCCCGCUGUGGCCUACUCGGUGGAGGAAUGUGAGUUGAAACCGCGAGAGCUCUCCAACUGCCUUUGGGCCUCUGCUCACCUCGUACAUGAGGCGCCAUCUGUUCUGAGCAUGGCAGGGGCGCUGGCAGGACAAAUUCCGGAGAGCGCACCUCGCAUGACCUCCCAGGAGGUCUCUAACUACCUCUUGGCAGUGGCCCUCCAUGAUGGCGAAGAUGGUGGAUUGGCAAAGAUCGGCGACCAGACGCUCCUAGCGGGGGUCGAGCGGCUGAAAAAGCUCCUGCCGAAGCUGACAAAGCAGCAGCUCUUCAUUCACGCGCCCACGGUUCUGUGGGCCUGUGCCAGAGCUGGCCACAGAGAUGUGGACCUGCUUACCCUUCUGGCCAAGAA
Messenger RNA from Symbiodinium necroappetens, 926 nucleotides. Lineage: Eukaryota; Dinophyceae; Suessiales; Symbiodiniaceae. The record is from the annotation of a GenBank genome assembly.